AACAACCAUCUAAAGUUGCGAAAGUGCUUUUUCUGUCAUGGCGCUGAAGACACGAACAACUGAAGCGGUCAGCUGACUGAAUCUGACAGCAGGGCCACUAAAGCAGACAAACGCCACAUUUAUUCGUUCUCAGACGCAAGAAUGAAGAAGAACAAAUGCAAAGCGAGCAGCACAGCGGAGAAGGAGUUCGUGUUUGAGUUCAAGGCGGGGAAACACAAUUGUGUCCUCAAAGUGCCUCUGCAGUUUCCUGCUCAAGAGAACAUCUGUGACCUCCACGGACGCCUGAUCCUGCUGCAUAAAAUACCCUGCUACAUAGAGAACGAGCUAAAAACUUCCCUUUUCAACUUUGUUGAGAGUGAGACCAUCCUGGAUUAUGACAGAGAGGCAGAGCUGGCCCUGCAAAGACUCACAGUGGGGGAUGUAGAUGUGAACCUGCUCACCAACGCGUGGACCAGGUCUUAUGUGGAGACGACGCUGGAGCACGCUCGGCCCGAAGAGCCCAGCUGGGACGAGGACUUUGCCGACGUCUACCACGAGCUGAUCCACUCGCCCGCCUCGGAUACGCUUCUUAAUCUGGAGCACAACUACUUUGUCAGCAUCUCCGAGCUCAUCAGCGAGAGGGACAUGGAGAUUAAGAAGCUCCAAGAGAGGCAAGCCGUUGAAAUGGACAAAGUGAUGCACGAGCUGGGAAAUACUUUGAGUGACCACGAUGUAAACACAGUCGCCUCUCAACACUUUGAUGCACAGCAGGUGUUGGAGAACAAGUGGGCCAGUGAGCUGAAGCAAGUUACUGGCAUUCAAAAGCAUGAGUAUCAACAGUGGGUCAUCAGUCUGCACCAGGACCUGCAGAAGUCCAACAACAGCAACCAAAUCAAUGAGGAGAUUAAGGUGCAGCACAGCCAGCAGUCGGAGCAGGCAGAUUCCGGAGCCAGGAUGUUUGAGGAGCAGCCUCCGCUGGAGGAGAGUUUCACCAUCCACUUAGGAGCUCAACUGAAGACGAUGCACAACCUGCGGCUGGUCCGGGCCGACGUGCUGGACUUCUGUAAGCACCGGCGGCACGGCAGCGGCGGCGCCAAGCUGAGGCGGCUGCAGACGGCCCUCUCGCUCUACUCCUCCUCCCUCUGUGGUCUGGUGCUGUUGGUCGACAACAGGGUCAACUCCUACAGCGGCAUCAAAAGAGACUUUGCGACUGUCGCGAAGGAGUGUACAGACUUCCACUUCCCCUUCCUGGAGGCGCAGCUGGACGAGGUGCAGCAGGUGUUGCUCUACGCCAGAGCCCAGCGGAGCAGCAAGCAGAAAGAGCAGCCCGAGACUCUGAGGAACGGAGGCGACGAUAAGAGCAAAAACCUCGAAAGAAACCCAUCCAACAUCCUACCAGGUGAGUUCUACAUCUCGCGGCACUCCAACCUGUCCGAGGUCCACGCGGUGUUCCACCUGUGCGUGGACGACAACGUGCGCUCGGGGAACAUCACGGCCCGGGACCCGGCCAUCAUGGGCCUGAGAAAUAUCCUGAAGGUCUGCUGCACGCAUGACGUCACCACCAUCACCGUCCCCCUGCUGCUGGUCCACGACAUGUCCGAGGAGAUGACCAUCCCGUGGUGUCUAAAGAGAGCAGAGCUGGUAUUCAAAUGUGUCAAAGGGUUCAUGAUGGAGAUGGCCUCAUGGGAUGGAGGAAUAUCACGCACAGUCCAGUUUCUAGUGCCAAAGAGUAUCUCCGAGGAGAUGUUCUACCAGUUGAGCACCAUGCUGCCUCAGAUCUUCCGCGUCUCCUCCACCCUGACACUCACCUCAAAGCACUGAAGGGAGCGCGUUGCCCUUUUUUCAGGAGCUGUUGACUUAAGUAGUGACGAUUUCCUGGCAAAGUAGCACACGUGCCAAAAAAGAAAAAGAAAAAAAGAGAUUUUAAAAGUAGACAAGCAACGUCUGGUGAGCCUCGUUAUUUUUGCACCUUCCAAAGCCACCAACGCUGUAAAUCCUUCUCAUUCCAGUCAGUCAGUGGCUCAUCUCCAAAGCAGCUGUCGCAGUUUUCAUUUUGAGCCUGCGGGGUGCCGUUCUGGUGACAUCACGACGUCAGUGAGGGUACCAGUUUCCUGUAGCUUUCUGCACGUUGGAGCCGCAGCAUUCGGGGGAGAAAGGUGUGCUGGUGACUUUGUCGUAAACUCGGUGGGUAGAAUUAAGUGUUCGCUGAAACAACAAUGAAGCUGAAUAAUAGCAGCAAUUGGACAAGUGUGAUCGAACUGUAGUAGCACACGCGCUAAAUGUGUCUUUUGUAGUGUUUUUAACCGCACGUUACCACGCAGAUGUAAGGACAGUAUGUUAAUUAUAAAGAAAACUGUGAAUUAUUUUAAAAGGGCCACAGAUCUCCAUCUUUAAAUGUGUUUAUUUUAAAGUUUCGAUAGACAAUAUGAGGUCGCUGUCGCCGACACAUUUAAUCCGUUCGGUGUUCAUCAAGAAGUCCCCCGUGUUUGCCACAGUUUGACCAUCAUGUGAGAUUUCAGACCCUCAACCGAUGUUUGGGACAUGAACGUCGACUCCUCCAGCUCAAUGGAUGGGUGUCGUUGAUGCUGAGAGGAGCAACGUGUAAAGGUUUUUUUUAUGCUGCAUUGCAGUAACUUGUAGUGAGGAUCACUCUGUUUGUGUAUUUGUGUCUGUGUGAGUGAGUGUGUGUGUACAUAUGUAACAGCAGAUGGCAGUGUUCCUGAAGACAAAGAUGCUACUCACACACUUUAAAGAUUUAAAGAUGUUAAGUUUAAAAAGAAUGUCGUCCGACCCUUGAAUUUCAUGUUCGUCCUCAUGAGCCGCUUGUAUUUUCUGUACAUUCACUCUAUAUGUUUACAUUUUUAAUGUUUGAAUAAUAAAACGCUCUCCACACGGA
Molecule: messenger RNA, 2875 nt
Organism: Gasterosteus aculeatus aculeatus (three-spined stickleback)
Lineage: Eukaryota; Metazoa; Chordata; Actinopteri; Perciformes; Gasterosteidae
Gene: ferry3
Product: FERRY endosomal RAB5 effector complex subunit 3
Biological process (GO): regulation of mast cell degranulation
Cellular component (GO): cytoplasm
Source: RefSeq, a predicted model, not a curated record